Messenger RNA from Sphaeramia orbicularis (orbiculate cardinalfish), 1519 nucleotides. It is a transcript of the gene atp6v1e1b, whose product is annotated as ATPase H+ transporting V1 subunit E1b. Gene Ontology annotation, cellular component: proton-transporting two-sector ATPase complex, catalytic domain. Gene Ontology annotation, molecular function: proton-transporting ATPase activity, rotational mechanism. NCBI's taxonomy places the organism in Eukaryota, Metazoa, Chordata, Actinopteri, Kurtiformes, Apogonidae. The coding region runs from base 137 to 817 and encodes 226 amino acids. The transcript is spliced from 10 exons. The record is from RefSeq and is a predicted model, not a curated record. Gene Ontology annotation, biological process: proton transmembrane transport.
CGGAAGUAAAUAUCACGUGACAUCGCAAAUCAGCUGAUCCUCCGUAGACAUCUUUACGAGUCACGACUGCAGCGAUUAAUUCAAACCCCCUCAUCCGUGAUUUUUAGGCCCGGGCGGAUAUUUGACAGCUGCAACCAUGGCGCUGAGCGAUGCCGAUGUACAGAAGCAGAUCAAGCAUAUGAUGGCCUUCAUUGAGCAAGAGGCCAAUGAGAAGGCAGAAGAGAUUGAUGCAAAGGCAGAAGAAGAGUUCAACAUCGAGAAGGGCCGUCUGGUCCAAACUCAGAGAUUGAAGAUAAUGGAGUACUAUGAGAAGAAAGAGAAGCAGAUCGAGCAGCAGAAGAAAAUUCAGAUGUCAAAUCUGAUGAAUCAGGCUCGACUGAAGGUCCUGAAGGCCCGUGAUGACAUGAUCUCGGAAAUGCUGAAUGAGGCCCGCCAACGGCUUGCUAAUGUUGCAAAAGACCCUGCCAGGUAUCCAGCUCUAAUGGAUGGUUUGAUGUUGCAGGGUUUCUAUCAGCUUCUGGAGCCAAAAGUGACCAUUCGCUGUCGUAAGCAAGAUCUUCAGUUGGUACAGGCAUCUAUACAGAGGAAUAUUCCUAUAUAUAAAGCAGCUGUUAAGACCAAUCUGGAGGUUCGCAUCGACCAGGACAAUUUCCUCCACCCAGAUAUCUCUGGAGGCAUUGAGAUCUAUAAUGGCGAUGGGAAAAUCAAGGUGUCCAAUACCCUGGAGAGCAGACUGGACCUCAUGGCUCAGCAGAUGAUGCCUGAAAUCCGAGUGGCUCUCUUCGGUGCCAAUCCAAACCGCAAGUUCAUGGACUGAAAACAUCCACUGUAUUAAAGCAGAACUCUACUUUUAUUUUUAUUUUGUCAUAUGAAAGGUAUCAUUCCUGUCUGUGAAAUGAAAUUCCAGCUCAAAAAGAGAUGCAUUGUUGUUGUGUGAUGUAUUGCUGUAUUUUUUCCUGUGCAUUAAGGGACAUAAAAGAUGUGUGUCAUGGUUACUGCACAGUUGUAGUGACUGGUUUACUCUGCUGCUCCUGUCGGAGAGUUUCAGUUUACACCGACUGGUCAGGGACAAUGGGAUUGGCUGACUGGCUGGGUCUUUAACAGGUCGCUCUCAAAUUAGAUCAGUCUUCAUGACAAACACAGCAUUGGAGUCACAAUUUUCAAGUUUCAUUCACCUCUCCCCCACAUAAUAAGUUGCUUGGGGCAUUGUGUUGCUAAUGGGUGUCUGCUCCAACCAAUCAGAGAUAACAAAUAGUAUCCUAGAAACAAACUGAAGACCAUACAUGACCUUACUAAGUUAAUUUAUUGAUGUUACAUCAACUGUAUGUCAUUCUUCUGUCAUGAUCUAUCAGAGUGGGUGAUAUCAUUCCAGAGGGCGCACUGUCUGUAUAUGAGGUUUCCAGAUUAAAUUAUAUGUAUGUGUGAUUGUGUUUUGUUUUUGUUUUCUUUUUUGAUUGUGUAUCCAACUGAAAAUGUUAUAUUGUGGAAAUGUACAACAUAAUAAAAAUAUAAAUCAUUA